AUGGCAUCACCAGCUAUAUUAGAAUCCAAACAACUAAAACAAGAUACUACAAUCAAUAUUCAAAACUCCGAAAAUGAAAACAUUUACCUCCCUACAGACACCGUAUACCAAAUAAAAGUUGGACAAACACUCUUUCAAGUCACAGGAUCCUCUUUAAAUUCCGAUGCCCCCAAUUUCUUCACCAGAUACUUCAGUGGAAAUUCAGCAAAAGACCCAUUAUUCAUCGAUAGAGACGCUGACAUCUUCCAGUUGAUAUUGAAACAUUUACAAGGUUACUUCCUCGACAUCAAGGACGAGUACCAAUACACGAUGUUAUUUACAGAUACCAUCUUUUACGAUCUACCCAGAUUGAGAACUACUUUAAGGGAAAGUGAGUAUUAUUUCACCAAUGUAGGCGGGGAAUCCUUCAAGAUUCAUAAAAAUUUGUUCAAGCGUGAUGGUGAUUCACAAAAUUAUUUCCAAGUCGUAUUGGACCUUUUCUACAAAGAAGUGGAACAGCGAAUUGAAAAUAAAAAUUUAUUCCAAUCUCCAUUACCACCUUCAUAUGUACCCAGAUCACCGGAAUUCUUUAAAGAUCUUUUGGCUUUAUUGGGUGGAGCCAUUUUAGAACUCACGGAUGAAAGGAGAAAUUCAUUAGUGAAAGAAUGUCGUUAUUAUAGAUUCUUACAUUUGGAACAGAAAUUUUUGAAAACUCAUAUCGUUUAUAACCCACUAUCCACAUCUGAAGAAAUUGUCUUACCGUUAAAGGAUCUACAAAGGAGAGGGUUAAGAUUCCAUAGUGCAAAUAAUCCAACUUCCACUACAUCAUCAUCUUUAAAUCAAUGUUUGGAAAAUGUGGGUAAUAGAACUAAUUGUAGUACCAGUGAUACAGAUGAACCUGCCAUGAAAAAAUUAAAGACAAAUAAUAGUAGUUGUCAAUCUGAUAACUCUUCAUGUAAGAAGAUUAAACCUUGGGCAUUAGUGAGUUACAAGAGACCCUACGUGGAUGAAUUUUCUCGUGAUUUGAUCUUUCAAAUGGAUUCCACGGAAUGUACACUAACGUUCAACAAGCAAAACAAAAUGAUUCAUGUGGACUUGGUAGGAGAUUUAGCAAAAACUUUUGAAGACGUCUUUGCCACACCACUACUAACAAAAUCAAAUCAAAAUAUAAAAUUAUCUCAAUUUAAAGUGGAAGCCACUACCAUGAAGAAGACAUCGGAUUCACAGGAAAAGCCAACAAAGACUACUCAUUUAAUACUACCGGCAUGCAUCUCCAUUUGCGAUUUGCAAGUCAAUGGUAUUAAAUGUCCCAAUAUUUGCUCUUUGAUUAAUGACACAAGGUAUAAUGAAAAUGUCAUCGAUUUUAGAGAUAAGAAUGAUAUUAAAUAUUCACCAGGUGUGAAACUUUACUUAACCAAAUCAUUAUGGAAAUUGGGUGUCAAGGAUGGUCAAAUGAUUUUGAUUGCCAUAAAGGCAGAAUCAUUUUCAGGAAUCAAGGAAUACAAUAAGUUGAUUCAAUUUAUAUAA
Naumovozyma castellii is the source of this 1506-nucleotide messenger RNA. RefSeq lists its product as uncharacterized. The transcript has a single exon. NCBI's taxonomy places the organism in Eukaryota, Fungi, Ascomycota, Saccharomycetes, Saccharomycetales, Saccharomycetaceae. The record is from RefSeq and is a predicted model, not a curated record. Bases 1 to 1506 code for a protein of 501 amino acids.